Molecule: messenger RNA, 3011 nt
Organism: Apodemus sylvaticus (European woodmouse)
Lineage: Eukaryota; Metazoa; Chordata; Mammalia; Rodentia; Muridae
Gene: Nxpe4
Product: neurexophilin and PC-esterase domain family member 4
Exons: 7
Coding region: 510-2138 (542 amino acids)
Source: RefSeq, a predicted model, not a curated record
GUGCGUUCGCAACAUUUACAACACAUAGGCUAUCUAGACGAAGCAGCAGCACUGUCUGACCUUUAAGCUGAUAGGCUGGGUCUAGAGGCAAGGAGGCUAGGGAAUCUCUAAAGUCCAUGAAGCUCCGUGACAAAGUUCAACAGCAGGAACAACAAAAAGUUCAACAGUCAGGGCAAGGAACAAUAAAUCAAGUAGGUUCUGAGCUACAAAGGUUGAGGGAAUGUGACAGAGCUGUUGUCAAGUUUUAAUAUUUAACAGGCCCCACGAGACCAACCGCUGUUUCCUGUGGGCGUCGCAUGUGUGUCUGAGGCACCUGCUCUUCCUGGGACUCUAUCAGAACAAGAACAGAAAUCCAAUUGGAUCAGAACAUGUGACUCUGUCCUCUUCUUGACCUGAGGAAGGCUGUACACUGGUACACUGUACUGGCCACAGAAGCAGGCUCUCCACCAAACUCACCCAGUUUCUUGAAAUGAGACCAAAACGAGCCUUUAUAUUAAAGGAGUUGAACCAUGAAAACGAUGGCCAAUCGUAAAUCACUGUGGGUGCUGCUCUUUAUCGUGAUCUUCUGGGUCUCCUUCACAGUUUUCAGAAACCCCAUAAAGCUAUGGACUGUGUUCAAAUUGCCCGUGUCUUUCAAUCGCUGGAACUUGAUCAUGAAAUCCUCAUGCCCUGCAGUGCCUCCAAACCCACCAGUUUCACCAAAAGAGACAGAACUGAGAAUCAGGGAGAUCUUAGAGAAACUGGACAAAAAGAUCCCACCCAGGCCUUUCACCCACCUCAACAACACCACAAGCGCCACACAUAGCACAGCCACCAUCCUCAACCCUCGAGAUACAUACUGUGUAGGGGACCAGCUGGACAUCCUGGUAGAGGCUAGAGACCACCUGAGAAACAGGAAGGGGUAUGGUGGGGACUUCCUGAGGGCCAGGAUGUCCUCCCCAGCCCUGAAGGCAGGCGCUUCUGGAAAGGUGACAGACUUCAACAAUGGCACCUACCUCGUCAGCUUCACUCUGUUCUGGGAGGGCCCGGUCUCCCUGUCUAUCCUGCUCAUGCACCCCAGUGAAGGGGUGUCAGCUCUCUGGAGAGCAAGGAAACAGGGCUACGACAGGAUCGUCUUCUCAGGCCAGUUUGUCAGUGGUGCUUCUCAGGUCCAUACGGAAUGUGCCCUGGCUCUAAAUUCAAGUGCCGAGCUGUGCCAGUAUCUGGAUGCCCAGGACCAAGAAGCUUUCUACUGUGUGAAACCUCCAAAUGCGCCCUGUGCAGCCCUCACCCACAUGCAUUCGAAGAACAAGGAAGUUUCCUAUCUUAGCCAACAAGAAAGGAGCCUCUUUGAAAGGUCAAAUAUAGGAGUGGAGAUCAUGGGAAAAUCCAAUAUGAUUAGUGUCUCCAAAUGCAACAAAGCCGUUCCAGUGAAGGAGAAAUGCAAGCUCGGGAUGGUAUCAUCAAUCCCUAGUGGGCAUGUCUGGAAAAACACGUGGACUCCGGCCUCCUGCAGUCUGGCUCCGAUCAAAAUGAAAGAAUGCCUGAGAGGAAAAUUCAUCCAUCUCAUGGGUGAUUCCACAAUCCGCCAGUGGAUGGAGUACUUCAAAAGCAAAAUCAACACGCUGAGGUCCGUGGACUUGCACGAGAGUGGGAAACUGCAACACCAACUUGCUGUGGACUUGGAUGAGAAAAUCAGCAUCCAGUGGCAAAAACAUGGUUACCCUCUUAUCGGGUCAUUGGUCUACUCAGUCAAAGAAAUAGAGAACAUUGCUCGGAUAAUUGACAGAACUGGAGGAGAGAAAAACACAGUCCUCGUCAUUUCUCUGGGCCAGCAUUUCAGACCUUUUCCCAUUGACGUUUUUAUCCGAAGAGCCCUCAAUGUUCACAAAGCUCUUCAACGUCUUCUCCUGAGAAGCCCAGAUACUCUGGUGGUCCUCAAAACAGAAAACAUCAGGGAGUUGAACAGCGAUGUGGAGAGGUUUAGUGAUUUCCAUGGUUACACCCAGUAUCUUGCCUUAAAGGAUAUUUUCCAGGAUCUCAAUGUGGGUGUCAUUGAUGCCUGGGAUAUGACAAUUGCAUAUGGCAUAAACAAUGUCCAUCCACCAGAGGAUGUAGUUAGAAGUCAAAUUAAUAUAUUCUUAAACUAUAUUUGCUAGCAAACACAUAACUUUGAAAGUCACUCCUUGAACUUAAAAGAUACAGUGAAUCCUGCAGCUGUUCCAAGUGCCAGGAUGUCCCAGUUAAUCCAAGGACAUAAUCUGUAUUGUGGUCCAUAUGGUCCACCUAGUUCAUCCUAACAAGGCAUUCAUACACUGCCCUUCUGCUCAAAGUUGAAGAUUCACGUGGCUCUUUGUCAAUUUGAAGUUAGGAUUCCUGUGCAUAAGACCUUCUCUUUCUUGCCAUGAGUUCAGAACAAUGAAGUAGUUUUGAUAAAAUUCUUAAAAGGUAUUUGAUUCAACUUGUAAAUAUUUUGUUGAUAAUUUUUACAUCCAUGUUUACCAGGAAAAUUGAUCUGUACCUUUCUUGGUCAUGUCUCAGAGUCUGACAUCAGGCCAAUACAGACUUCAAAACAAUGACUUGGGUAGUGUUCUUCCUGGUUGUAGUUUGUGGAAGGUAUUGAGAAAUGUUUUGAUUAGAUUUUCUUUACAAAUUUCGUGGUAUUCAGCACUUAAUCUGCCCAAGACUGGGCUCUAUUUGGAGAGAAACUUUUUAAUAACUACUUCAAUCUCAUUUCUUAUUACAGAUCUAUUUAAAUUGUUUCUAUUUUCUAGAUUUAACUUUGAUAGGCCAAAAGCAUUUGGAAAUGUAUCUUUCUUCUAGGUUUUCCAGCUUUUUUGGAUAUAAGAUUUUGGAUAAACAAAACUGAAAUAUGCCCCCCAAACACCAUCAUGAAACCUGAUAUUUUGUACACUAAUUUUAGAACAAAUAAAAUAAAAUUUUUAAAUGAAAAACAUAUUAAAACAAGAAUUAAUAAUGCAAAAUAUUUUAGUGACUUUACUUUUAUAUAAAUUUAAAUACAAAAUUAUAGU